Molecule: messenger RNA, 4687 nt
Organism: Cygnus olor (mute swan)
Lineage: Eukaryota; Metazoa; Chordata; Aves; Anseriformes; Anatidae
Gene: DNAJB6
Product: DnaJ heat shock protein family (Hsp40) member B6
Exons: 12
Coding region: 2184-3164 (326 amino acids)
Biological process (GO): protein refolding; positive regulation of proteasomal ubiquitin-dependent protein catabolic process
Cellular component (GO): cytosol; endoplasmic reticulum membrane
Molecular function (GO): ATPase activator activity; Hsp70 protein binding
Source: RefSeq, a predicted model, not a curated record
CGCGGCGUGACGCCACUUCCUGUGUUUGCGGCUGAGGCGAGCAGCCGCCGUCGCGGGCUGCCGGCGGGGGAGGUCGCGGCCGCGCUGCGAGGAGGCCUCGGGCCCGUGUCUUCUGAACAAGUACUGAAAUCCCGCUGAUACUGGGGAAGACCCAGUCUUCGGGUUGGACAGAGGAAUAUCCAAAACAAAGGCUCUUUUUUGGUGGCUUUCCAGGCUAUUUCUUCAUUGACAAAUUCGGUUUUAAAUAGAUUUGGACGCCUGAGUUGUGCUCUGGAACAAUGCCCUUUUGCUUUAAGGAGUGCUCCUGAGUAAUUCCCCCGGUGACGGUGACAGGAGGUGUGAUGGCAGAUCAGGCGGAGAAGCAGCAGGUAUCAGCCAGGAGCGUGAGGGCAGCCUUCGUCGAUCUCCUUCCCUUCCCAGUUUUGGUUAGCUAGCUUACGUUUCUUUCACAGAUGAACAUUUUUGAUUUCUUCCGUUUCCAUUUUUGGUAGGUCAGUGUUUUUUCACGGUUUCUUACUCGUUGCCCUCUGCAGGCUUUCCGUGUACCUGCCAGUAACGUGAACGCAAAAGCCCUGUAGUUCUCGCCAGCUGCAUCUUGCGCUCCUUGGGGAGGGAAGAACAGACAGAGUUGUUUAACUUCUCGCCUUGAGGGAGCGAGCCCUGUACAGGUGGCUCUGCUUUCUUUUUCUUUUUUUUUUUUUUGGUAAGAAACUGAACUGCAUGGUAAAGCAGUGGGCCUGGCUGCCUUUUCUCUUGUAUGAAUGGCAUCCUCUGCUCCAAUACUCCCUGUACUCAAAUCCACUCUGCCCUCUAACAUCAGGACAGGAUGUUUGCUGUAAACAUGAGAUGAAUAAACUCAGCCUUCUGGAAUGCUGAUUUUUAUUAGAUUCAUCUCUUGGGGAUGCUGUGGUAGUAUUAAUGUAAUGAGUUUAAACGUUGCUAUUUAAGUACGUUUUGUUAACUUUAAUUAUUGUAAAUUCACAUUUUUCGUAAAACGUGUUUCAGGAGCCUGUGAAAUUAAACUUUUUGAUAACUUUCCCGUGCUCGAGUAAGUGGAAGUUAAAAAUACUGAGGAUUUUUGUGUAUCUUAGUCUUGUGCCACACUGGGAAGAAAACUCUGUUAAUGCUUACAUUUGUCAGAUCAGUUGUAUUAACCACAGACUUCAUACAGAUCUUGCUUUGCAUUACUGCAGCCAUCAGAAUCAAGGUAACCUGUGGUUCAGUAGUGAUCGUAAAUCUCAUUUUACAAAGAUUUUGUGGGGUGCAGGGUUUUUUUUAUGUUUGUACCUGUACAGCUCUAGCACAACGGCCCGGGGACUGCUCCUGGUCUCAGUUGAGUUCCAUCUGGCACAUCCAGACAUUGUUGCUGGAACCGACAAAGAUCUUUUUUGAUUUUGUUAGGAAUUGGGCCAAGCAUUUAGGACAGGUAUAGCUUUCUGUGUUGUUGAGUAGGACUGGGUAAAAUUUAUCUGGUUGUUGUAUGUGUGGUGCUCUCUGUUGAAGGGUUGAGGUGCAGUGUUUUCUGUGGCAAACAGGACGUUUGGGUUGACCUCUCUGUACUCUUCUUUUACAAGAGUUGCUUGGCGAGACGCGGUGGGCAAGUCCGUGCAAUUCAGGGAUCCCACUUGAAAGCUGUAGCCUGUGAGCAAAUCAAGUGGCUGAAUUCCAUGUGAGGUUUGUUUGUUAAAGACUGAAAAUAUUAAGGUAUGUCUCUGAAUUUCCUGGAUUGUAAGUAAUAAAAAGCAUAGCAAAAGUAUCCUAGCUACAUAAAAAUCAGAUGAAGAAAUAGUAGAAAACUUUGGGAGUGCGUGUUGCAUGCCUUUCUUUUUAUGGUCCUGGAUCUGCAUCAGUACUACUCGUAGUAGUCUUGUUUAUUCUCUGAAGGAGCACAAAAUCCCAUCAGGUCUGACUGACCUACUGCUUUCUAAUAAAAACUCUUGGAAUGUGAAAAACCGUAUUUUUUGAAUCACAGGGUGUAAUUCUCCAAGAGCCUCAUGCGCGUGCAUCACCUGUGAACACAGCAGAGGCAUCUCUCAGUUGCGUGGUGGCUGCUGGGUUGGUGAGAGCCGGGCUGGGGCAGGGCUGGCUUCCUGCGGCGCCAGCGGGGCGUGAUCCUUCAGCUGCGUUCAGAGAAAGCAGGAUUUGAAAGACCCAUCUAUUGUGAACAAGACAACUGCUGAAACAUGGUGGAUUACUAUGAAGUCCUGGGAGUGCAGAAGCAUGCCUCACCAGAAGAUAUUAAAAAAGCGUACCGUAAAUUGGCAUUAAAAUGGCACCCUGACAAAAAUCCGGACAACAAAGAAGAGGCAGAGCGGCAAUUUAAACAAGUGGCUGAGGCCUAUGAAGUUUUGUCAGACGCUAAAAAACGUGACAUCUAUGACAGAUAUGGAAAAGAAGGCUUAAUAAAUGGAGGUGGAGGUGGAAGUCAUCAUGAUAAUCCAUUUGAAUUUGGAUUUACAUUCCGUAACCCAGAGGAUGUCUUCAGGGAGUUUUUUGGUGGAAGGGACCCUUUUUCGUUUGACUUCUUCGAAGAUCCUUUUGAAGACUUUUUCGGGAGCAGGCGGGGUCCAAGGGGAAGCAGAAGCAGAGGCGGUGGAUCGUUUUUCUCUGCUUUUGGUGGAUUCCCUGGUUUUGGAAGUGCUUUUCCUUCAUUUGACACAGGUUUUACUUCGUUUGGUUCACUGGGACAUGGAGGUCUCACUUCGUUCUCCUCCGCAUCGUUUGGUGGCAGUGGGAUGGGUAACUUCAAAUCAGUAUCAACCUCAACUAAAAUAGUCAACGGCAGAAAAAUUACUACAAAGAGAAUUGUUGAGAACGGACAAGAGAGAGUAGAAGUUGAAGAAGAUGGCCAGUUAAGGUCGCUAACAAUAAAUGGUGAGGCAGACGAAGAAGCCUUUGCCGAGGAGUGCAGACGGAGGGGACAGCAUGCCCUGCCUUUCCAGCCCACCAACACUCGCCUGCUGAAGCCUCACAAGCCUGCCAGCUCCCCCAAAUAUGCCUAUCAUUAUAAUAGCGAUGAGGUGGAAGAGCAAGAUAGAAGCCGAGUUACAAGCAGCUUGGAGACCCCUUUUUAUUUAUCAGGAUACAAAGAAGGCAGCAAGAGGAGGAAGCAGAAGCAGAGAGAGGAACAGAAGAAGAAGAAGUCAACCAAAGGGAGUUACUAAAACGGACUUCUCUGCUGUGCCAAUACCUUUACAAUAACAGCAACUUACGUUACAUUUGAGCACAACUCUUCUGAGUAUAUAUAUAUUUUUUUGAUUGUUCACACUGCUAGUAAGGAAGUGACUCAUGUUUAAAACUGUACUAAAAUUGCACUAUAUUAUUCUUUUUAGUUUCACGGAGUGGCUUUCUUGCCAGUCAGGUUAAGGAAUUUGGACGAGGCUGAACUUGGUUAGAAGUGUGUUAUGUUUGACGAUUGGAAAACAUUACAGAAUCUCUUACCUCUUCCUUCCCUGGGACUAAAACUACUCUAGUCUAGCAUUUAUUUGUUUUGUAGGUUAUAGACAGUUGUGCAAAUGCCUGCUUGUCCAGUCACUCUAGCGUCAACAUCAGGCUUGUUGAAAGAGUUAAACAUCAAUCCCGUUCCUUCAUGUCACUGGGAGUCGGACUGAGACAUGCUCUCAUGUGGUAAUUUAUGCAGACUUAAUAAAUGACUUCUAUGUUUUUUUCUCCCAAGCUGGGCAGCAAAGGUUUGUCCCUACUAUUAAAAUGUUCCUUCUUUUUAAAGUGUAUCAUGAAGUUAUAUCCUCUGGUUUUAAGAAACUUAGUGUAAUGACGGUCUUCUGUAACACUUCUGCUGAUUUCUUUAAGCGUAGUUGACUCCCGGUGAAUCAUUUAGUGAAAUCAUUCCUUAUUUUAAAAUUUUGUUUUCAGAAGCUAGAGACAAAUGAUCUAAGUGCUACUUUAAAACUGCUCUUUGUUUCUGUUGAGUAGCUUUUAGAUAAUGAAAAUAUUUCAGGAUCUGCGUAAGAUUUUGUCUUUUUUUUUUUUUCUGCAAAGAACUUGCAUCUUUAUGUAUGAAACCAUUUUGCAUCCGUUUUAUUGCAGGACUAAUUUUUUUUUUUGAAAACAUGUCUUCAGUUUAAAAGAAAUCUACAUUUUCUGGCUAGAUUACUUCCUUGCUUCCCGUAAUCGUCUCAUGUGCAUGAUCCAUUGCUUCUCUUAACCUUUUAGUUUGUCCAGAGCCCUUCUGUUGCCUUAAGCAUUUACCUGCAUGUUUCUUGUCAGUACGUUGCCUCCUCUUUUUAACCUUCAGGUAGGAGUUAUCAGCUCAUGGUUUUGUUUUGUUUCUCGUGUCUUCCUCUUGCCAAUAUGUUGUUGAUGUAACAGACUGAAACCUAGCAAUACUGAAAGUCCACAGUUCCUGGAGAAACUCACUCCCUCGUGUAUGAAGCGAUACACAUAAUGGUGUAAGGAAGAAGCUAAACAGAAAAAAAUCAAGUCUGCAUUUUAGCAUGGUUUGAUAUAACAAAUUCUGGUGUCUGUGGUAUCUGAAUGGUUUAGCUUCUAAUGCUUACAUUACAGAACAUAAUCUUACGCAAACAUAUAACCAUACAUGAACUCUGUUAGGGUAUUUAAAUUAAGGUUAAUAUGAAAUAAGCCUGAGUACCAUUUUUUCUGUCACUUAAGUACCACUUUUUCAUUUUUGUGCAGUGUUACUAAUAUUUAAAAAUAAAGAAAAUUCUCC